UUAUUCUGGGAAUAUUCUCGACGCGCCUGCGCGGACGUAUAUCAACAAAGAUGGUUACAAAUGAUUGUCACUACCUACCACUUCCAUGAGGAGGUAGGCUGCUGGUGUAUGCGAUCUCUGAAGCGAAUGAAACGGGGUUUUCUUCAAACACUACUUUAGUCUCAGUUGUACCACAUUCCAAGUGUCAGAUCGGGUCGAGCUACCAUGGGUCUUCUGUCGGAAGGAACAGCUUUGUCCUGGGCGGAGACUAAGAAGUACGCCGAUCAUGUGCGUCGCCACGGCAUCAAACAGUUUCUCGUUCAGUACCAUAAGCUUGAGUCCAGAACGAAAGAUGUGCUUUACUGGGGUGAUGAGGUGGAAUAUCAGUUGCUGAAGUUUGAUCACGUCAACAAGAAAGUGUACCUGGCUCUGAGGGGGCAGGAGGUUCUCAAAAAUCUUCAAGAAAAGACAAAGGUGAAGAACGAGCGUCAGGAAAUUCAAGCUGAGCUCAAUGAUGACGAGGUGCCCCUGUCUCUGACGGCUUUCCCUCUGCUGGGUGUGCGUGAGUUCACUUGGCCCACUGCCAAGACGGACCCAGUGGAUGGAGUGUCAAGGUCGUUGUUCUUCCCAGACGAUGCCAUCAACCAAGGUCACCCAAGAUUUAAAACUCUGACAAGAAACAUCCGCACGAGACGCAAAGAAAAAGUGGCCAUUAAUAUACCUAUUUUUCAAGAUGUGCACACCAAGCGGCCGUUCAAGGAGGAUCUUGCCGCCCUGGGGGAUGACGGGGAAGCGGCCCGAGCCGCCCAACCUGACCACAUCUACAUGGACUGCAUGGGCUUCGGCAUGGGCAACUGCUGCCUGCAGGUCACCUUCCAGGCGUGUAACAUUGAGGAGGCCCGGUACCUGUACGACCAGCUGGCCGGCAUGUGUCCGAUCAUGCUGGCCUUGAGCGCGAGCUCUCCAAUCUACCGAGGCUACCUGUCAGACAUUGACACUCGGUGGCCAGUAAUUGCUCAGUCGGUGGACGACAGAACUCGAGAGGAGCGAGGACUUGAGCCGCUGAAAGAGGACAGGUUCCGCAUCAACAAAUCCCGCUACGACUCCAUCGACAGCUACAUCUCCCCACUGGGCCGAUGCUACAACGACAUUGACUUAACCUUGGACCAGGAACUGUGUGACGAGCUCAUGGCAGGAGGGGUGGACGACCUCCUAGCCCGGCACGUCGCCCAUCUGUUCAUCCGUGAUCCCGUGUCUCUGUUUUCCGAGAAGAUCAACCAGGAUGACGAAAACGACACCGACCAUUUUGAAAACAUUCAGUCCACAAACUGGCAGACCAUGAGGUUCAAACCUCCCCCGCCCGGUUCCAACAUUGGAUGGCGUGUGGAGUUCAGGCCCAUGGAGGCGCAGCUCACAGACUUUGAGAAUGCAGCCUUCACUGUGUUCAUCGUGUUGCUCACCCGCGUCAUCUUGUCUUACAAGCUCAACCUCAUCAUCCCUAUAUCAAAAGUUGACGAAAACUUGAAGACUGCUUUCAAGCGAAAUGCGGUGAAGAAUGAUCAGUUUUAUUUCAGAAAGGAUGUUUUAACAGCAUCGACUCCCCCUGAGUGUGCAGAGCAGUGUAAAGGCUGUGGCGGUGACGAUUACGCAAAGGGAGAGUACACCCUCAUGACCGUCAACGAGAUCUUCCAUGGCAAGGAUGAUUUCCCUGGUCUGCUGGCCUUGAUAAACCUGUACAUGGACAGUAUUGAGAUAGAUGUGGACACACGAUGUACCAUACUACAGUACCUCAAGCUCAUCUCUAUGAGAGCUUCAGGCGAGCUGGAAACGAGUGCGUCGUGGAUGAGAAACUUUGUCACGUCACACCCGGACUACAAGCAGGACUCAGUCGUGUCUGGCGGCAUCGCCUACGACCUGCUGAGCCGGGUGGCGCAAAUCUCCCAGGGGGCCGUGCAGGACCCCAAGCUUCUGUUCAAGCACACCACCAAGUCCUCGGACAGCAUCCCAGCGGCCGUGUCCAGCGCAGAGGCCUUUCUCAAACAGAAGACUCCCAGUGGUUCUAAAUCGGCGGCGGCGGCGCAGAACGAGAACGGUGGGAGCAAGACUCAUACUCCCCCUUCUACUUCUUCCACUUCUACAAGCAAUUCAGAUAGUGUGCCUAAUGGUCAGUAGUGGCUAGCUCGUUUGUGUUGUGUGGGUUUGUGUAUGUGUGUGUGUGUUUGUGUGUUUUGGAGAGAGAGAGAGAGAAAAGUGAAUGGUGAAUCACCUCAAAUGUUUUGAGGUGCGUCCGGUGAAGUGCUCCGAGGUAUAUCUGGUGUAAUUGCAGAUCCUUUAGGCUAAGAUUAAUUUCUUGUCUUCUGCACAUUUUUUUGAAUGAAGGGGAUUGUUGUGUUCCUUUUCUGCAACACCGUGGUAUCUUACUAACUUAUCUUUGGAGAGUGGUAUUUGGACAGGACUUUUUUAUGCUUUCUUGGUAUUCUACUGCAUAUUCAAGAAAAGACAAUGUUCACUUAAACACCUUCGGUGCCAUGAGAUUUUGGUGAGAAGAAUAUGCCUGCAACAGCACCAAGUGGAAGUAGCUUCAGUUUGAGUUGUUUGUGUAAAACAUGUGAGAAAAAAGAGUAAACAAUGUCAAAUUGUUGUGAGUUGUAUAUUUGAAGCAAUGAUUAUUUCUUGCUGCGCUCUGGCCCUGAAAAUCAGGCUGCGCAGGAAGGUAAUUUGGGGGGCGUUUGGAAUCAGACGUCCUUUUCUAAGACGUUUAUGAGAAUACCCAUGAAUGAAAAUGAAUGUAACUUGGCAACCUGCCAGAAGAAAGGCCAAACUUACUAUAUGGAGGCAGACAGUGUUGAUGUUGACAGAUUUCUAGAACAGGUAGUUUGUGUAUCCAGAGCUGAAAGUUGUGGCUAGAUUUAUGGCUCUUGAGCUUGGUAAUUAUCUUCAUUGUCAGGCUGCAUGCUCGCACCAAAAACCCAUUUUUAAAGAAACCGGGUUUUUAAUUUCUUUUCAGAUUUUUUGCUUUCUAUUUUUUUUCAUUUUGCUUUGUUGUCAUGGGACCAUCACCUUCUGGCCCUACGCCUCCAGAGACAGUGCUAUAUGCUGUAGUCGCGCCUGUUUCUGGCUAUAUGCUGUAGUCGCCCCUGUUUCUGGCUAUAUGCUGUAGUCGCCCCUGUUUCUGGCUAUAUGCUGUAGUCACCCCUGUUUCUGGCUAUAUGCUGUAGUCGUGGUUGUUUCUGGCUAUAUGCUGUAGUCGUGGUUGUUUAUGGCUAUAUGCUGUAGUCGUGGUUGUUUCUGGCUAUAUGCUGUAGUCGUGCCUGUUUCUGAUGCCUUUUCCCAAAGUUGUUCUGAGUUAGUGUAGUGUGUAGGCAGGAGCUGUUAUUGUCAGUGAUAGUUGAGAAAAGAAUGAUUUGAUCUCAAAUAGAAAGGUUCUGCUGGUGUCUGUAUGAUUUUAUCUUUUUGUUUAACCAUAAAUGUGUUUGAGACGCGUAUCUAUUAUAUUUGUAUGUAUAGAUCUAUGUAUUUAUACACACAAGUAUAAAUAUAUUUAUAUACAUCUUUCUGCUAUCUGUUUUAGGGACAUUUAUAUUUUUAUCACUAGUGGUCAGAGAAAAAAGAGAAGUGAAUAAAUUUAGACGUCCUUGAGGAAAGAUUUAAUUACAAUUGUAGUCUUUUGCUUUACGUGUUAUGUACUGGAAUUUAGGUUAGAGGUUCACAAAUUUUUAGGGCUGACAAUUAUCGGAAUGGGCUGCCCAUAAUUUUUUGUAUUAUGGAUCUGUGGUGUCCUGCUUCUUUCAUUUGAGGUCGGAAGUCAGCUUGUCUGAAUGUGGCGUAGGAUGUGACGAGCACAAAAGGGGGUUUAAUGGCCUUGGGGUAAGCUUUAUCCGUCUCGUGCCAAAGUGCCUGGGUUAAUGCCGCAUGUGUGUGUGUGUGUGUGCCCAAUAGAUAACCUGGAUUUAUCUAAGGUAUCCAACUUUCUGUAUCGGAGGACAGGCGCAAUAAUCAAGCAUUUAAAUUGUGUUGUUCAUAGUGAUAACCCCUACCAUCGAUUUUGCGUUUUGGACUUGCUUUUAAGACGCCUAGGCAGUUGAAAGUCAGAGCAGUGGGUUUUUCAAUAGACUGUUCAGUUUCUUGCUCCUGUGGAAUAGUCAGGGUCAAGUGUUUUAAUUUUUCUGCAAAUGUGAGUAUAUUAUCAGGGUUCCUGCGGGGUCCUUGAGUUCAAGGAGUCCUUGAAAACUCCUUGAAUUUACAUUCAAGGAAAAAAUCUCCUUGAAAAUUUGUUGAAUAUGAGGAACCUCAUUAAAAACUCCUUGAAUAUUGCCGAAUAGGACGUGGAAAAAAUUUUUUUUGGUCAGAUUUCUCUUGGCGCACAGUCAAAAACGGCAUGAAUUUCUUGACCAGAACUCUUCGAAUUUUAAAAAUUUCUUCUUGAAACCUUGAAAUCUCCUUGAAUAUGGUGGGGAGUUCAUGGCAGGAACCCUGUAUUAUGCACAACAACCCUUUUACAAGCGAGUUGAUACCCCUUGUAAGUGUGUCAAGGUUUGUUGGACCAGUGUGUGGCUGGUGGUUCGUAGAGAUAGAUGUAAAAGUAAAUGGGUGUGUUUUAUAAUAAUGAGGAGAUACUCCCUGUCUGAAAGUGCUUCUCUCAAAAGCUGAUUUUUAUGUUGUUUUGAGUUCACGCUCUGAAGACGUGUCCUAAAUAAUAUUCAGAAAUUUCUAAUGGUAGAUGCCCAUCGCAUUCGUAUUUUGCUAUUUUUUUAUGGGUUUUUUUUUUUUUACGUCUUUGAUAGGCCUACUUAUGUUACCCUAAUGUUCGCACAAACUCUGUUUUUUUUUUUUUAUACGGCUAAACUUGUUACUUAUGUUUUCACAACAUUGCACGAAUUGUAUGUAUGUUUGUUUAUUUUUAAUAUUUGAAUUAAGGAAAAAAUUGUAAGAUUUGUUUAUGUUCCAAUCUAUAUCCUUCUCUUUCAUUUGAUGCGCUUAUCUACUUUACAGAUACGGUAAAAGCUAUGAUUACAACUUUGUCUCAGCUAUGCUUCGUAUAUCUUUAUGUGAAUGACGCAGGCAUACACUUGCUUCUCUCUUGUCUGUUUUUCCUAUCAAAAGGUAAUGUCAACUUAACAAUGCAACAUGGAAUAUUCAAACUUGAAAGUGUGUGUAUGGCUGAGUUUCUUUUUAGUCCAACUGCCUCUGAUAUUUUUGUACCUGCUGUGUGUGUAACUGCUUGACCAAAAGAGCUCGGGUAUUGGCCCAGUUAAUUCUGAGCUACCAGUAUCAGCUGGAAAGUUUAAAAGUUAACAUCAUAUCACUACAUCCAGUUUUUAAAAAAAUGCAGUUCACAAAGAAAAAACAUGUGGAACCAUUUGUAAAUCGUAAAAUACAAAAUAGGAAUAUUUUUUUACAAUUUUGUAUGUUUUUCUUACUUUUUGGAAUAUUUUGCGUUGUGAAAUUGAUUGCAUUUAAUCACAGCCAUU
Aplysia californica (California sea hare) is the source of this 5450-nucleotide messenger RNA. Its product is annotated as glutamate--cysteine ligase catalytic subunit. NCBI's taxonomy places the organism in Eukaryota, Metazoa, Mollusca, Gastropoda, Aplysiida, Aplysiidae. Gene Ontology annotation, cellular component: glutamate-cysteine ligase complex. Gene Ontology annotation, molecular function: glutamate-cysteine ligase activity. Gene Ontology annotation, biological process: glutathione biosynthetic process. The record is from RefSeq and is a predicted model, not a curated record.